GUGUUUGAUUUAUUUAAAAACCAACCAGUUACUUAUUUAAACUUCAUGGGUCUGGCAAAAAUCUGUUCUAGGGCAAUAGUCUGUCCUUUACGACAAGCAGUGUGGGUCAGAAGCAGGCAGCGGAGUUCCCUGUCAGUCCAAGCUGAUUUUGAAGAAUGGGAAGAAAAAAAUAAUUUUACAGACAUUCUGUUGAUGAGGAAGACUGGGGAUUGUUUCUUGGAAUCUGCAAUUCUGUUCAUGAGAUGACUUGACAUACAACAUGGACAAGAAGGCCACUUGGGAUCGAUUUUAUACUGAAAACCAGGCUGAGCGUUUCAAGCACUUUGACUGGUUCUUUGGCUAUGAUGUGGUAUCUGAAUUUUUGCUGCCAUUCAUCAGAGGAAAACACAGCUUUUCAGUCUUAGAUGUUGGAUGUGGAACCUCAGAUGUUGGACCUGGUCUUUACAAGCAUUCUGCUACUCCAGUCCAUGUUUUCUGUGUUGAUUUUUCAUGUGUUGCAGUUGAACAUAUGCGUCACCAAUUCUUGAACCUUCCCAAGCCAAAAAAUUGUAGAUCUGAGCUACAUUUCAUGGAAUCGGAUGCCACUGAACUUAAGGAGUUUCAGUCACAGUCUUUUAACCUUGUUUUAGACAAGGGGACUUCAGAUGCUUUACUGAGGGCCAGUGAUGGUGCCAAGAAGGCAAGCAAAGUGUUGUUGGAAUGCUUGCGGGUUUUAAAGCCUCAUGGUAAUAUUUUACAGUUUUCUGAUGAAGAUCCUGAUGCCCGCAUUCCAUUUUUACAGCAAGCUAAUAAGGACAGUGGUCAAGAUCUAAGCAUUGCUGUACAGGAAUUGGGCAGCUUUAGAGGAGUCAACUAUUUUAUGUAUAUUAUAAAUUUGCAAGACCUAGGAUCAGUGUUGUAGUGAACCAGACAUUUGAAAUGUGUAACUUGUAAUGUGCAUAGCUGUUCUGAAUAUAUAGCUCUAACCUUAUUUAAUCAAAUGGAAUGUAAAAUAAACUUCUAAAACCAUA
Protopterus annectens (West African lungfish) is the source of this 1010-nucleotide messenger RNA. It is a transcript of the gene CSKMT, whose product is annotated as citrate synthase lysine methyltransferase. The record is from RefSeq and is a predicted model, not a curated record. Lineage: Eukaryota; Metazoa; Chordata; Ceratodontiformes; Protopteridae. The transcript has 3 exons. Bases 260 to 901 code for a protein of 213 amino acids.